Molecule: messenger RNA, 3358 nt
Organism: Vigna angularis (adzuki bean)
Lineage: Eukaryota; Viridiplantae; Streptophyta; Magnoliopsida; Fabales; Fabaceae
Product: phototropin-1
Exons: 23
Coding region: 52-3000 (982 amino acids)
Biological process (GO): protein phosphorylation
Cellular component (GO): nucleus; plasma membrane; cytoplasm
Molecular function (GO): protein serine/threonine kinase activity; ATP binding
Source: RefSeq, a predicted model, not a curated record
UAUAUAUAUAUAUAGCAAAGUGGGAAGAGAGAGAGACUUAGGUGGGUAGCGAUGGAGCAGUCAGAAAAAUCGCCGAAGAAAAUAUCCUCAGUGAGAUCAUCAUUUCCGAGAGAUCCACGUGGCUCACUCGAAGUGUUCAACCCAAACACUUCAACUGCAACGAACUCGCGCGUGCGCUCACAACCGCUUUGGAAACCGUGGACGGAGUCGGAGGAGCCGCGCAAUGAAAUCACCGCCACGUCGUGGAUGGCCAUUAAUCCGGCGGCGCAAGCAGACGCAGAAUGCGACACGGCGGCGCAGAGGGCCGCGGAGUGGGGAUUGAUGCUCCGAACCGACACUGAGACCGGCAAGCCGCAGGGCGUGGCGGUGAGGAACUCCGGCGGCGAGGAACCCAACGUUGCCAAACUUGCCGCCACUGCUUCGUCUUCCAGAAAGAACUCUCAGAACUCCGCGAGAACCUCCGGCGACUCCUCCUCUGAUGGCGGAAUCGGCGUCGUGGAUGGGAUUCCGAGAAUUUCGGAGGACGUGAUGGGUGCUUUGUCGGCUUUCCAACAAACUUUCGUGGUCUCGGAUGCUACCAAACCCGAUUACCCGAUCCUGUAUGCGAGUGGCGGGUUCUUUAAAAUGACGGGUUAUACGUCGAAGGAAGUUAUCGGGAGAAACUGUCGAUUUUUACAGGGUGCGGAUACUGAUCCCGGUGACGUGGCAAAGAUAAAGGAAGCAUUGGAAGCUGGGAAAAUCUACUGUGGAAGGCUAUUAAAUUACAAGAAGGAUGGAACACCUUUCUGGAACCUUCUCACGAUUUCCCCGAUCAAGGAUGAAGAUGGCAAGGUCCUCAAAUUUAUCGGGAUGCAAGUGGAGGUUAGCAAGCACACGGAAGGGUUGAAGGAGAAGACGCUACGUCCCAAUGGAUUACCGGAAUCCUUGAUUCGAUACGAUGCACGCCAGAAAGAGAAAGCUACAAACUCAGUAUCUGAGUUGGUGCAGAUCAUGAAGCGCCCCCGAGCAUUGAGUGAAUCCGCAAGCAGACCCUCCAUCAGAAAAUCCGGAUUUGCUGAGGAAGAAAAACAGUCACUACAGGAAGAAGAAGAGGAGGAGGAGGAGGAGGAGAAAGAGAAAGCAGAAAAAAUAUUCAGAAGAAAAUCUGAGAGUGGGGUUUCAUUUGGACGCAAAUCCGAAGGAGGAAAUAAAAUUUCAAUGCAACGAAUCAGUGAAGUACCUGAAAAUAAACUGAAAAACUCUCAGCGCCGUUCUUUCAUGAGGUUCAGGCGGAAAAGUCGGUCCAACGAUGAAAGCGUGGAAAAUGAAGUUAUUGAGGAUGUCAGCUCUGAUAGUGAGGAUGGUGAGAGGCCUGAUAGUUUUGACGUAGAUGAGAAAGAAAAGCAGAGGGAAAAAAGAAAAGGUCUUGAUCUUGCUACCACGCUUGAACGUAUUGAGAAAAACUUUGUCAUUACUGACCCAAGGCUUCCAGACAAUCCAAUAAUCUUUGCAUCGGAUAGCUUCUUAGAGCUUACAGAAUAUAGUCGUGAAGAAAUCUUGGGAAGGAACUGCAGGUUUCUACAAGGACCUGAAACUGAUCCAGCAACUGUGAGAAAAAUUAGAGAGGCAAUUGACAACCAAACAGAAGUUACCGUGCAACUGAUUAAUUAUACAAAGAGUGGGAAGAAGUUCUGGAACCUGUUUCAUUUGCAACCUAUGCGUGAUCAGAAGGGAGAAGUGCAGUAUUUUAUUGGUGUUCAACUAGAUGGUAGUCAACAUGUAGAGCCUCUUCAGAACUGCAUCGCAGAAGAUACUGCAAAGGAGGGAGAACAAAUGGUCAAACAAACUGCUGAAAAUGUUGAUGUGGCAGUGAGAGAUCUUCCGGAUGCUAAUACGAAACCAGACGAUUUAUGGACAAAUCAUUCAAAAGCAGUUCACCCCAAACCUCAUAGGAAGGAUAACCCUGCAUGGAAAUCUAUCCAGAAGGUCCUACAAAGUGGAGAACAAAUAGGUUUAAAGCACUUUAGGCCGAUUAAACCUUUAGGAUCAGGAGAUACUGGCAGUGUGCAUCUGGUGGAGCUAAGAGGAACAGGUCAAUGUUUUGCCAUGAAGGCUAUGGAUAAGAGUGUUAUGCUCAAUCGUAACAAGGUGCAUAGAGCUUGCGCAGAGAGAGAAAUUCUUGACAAGCUGGACCACCCUUUUCUACCUGCAUUAUAUGCUUCGUUUCAGACCAAAACACACGUUUGUUUGAUAACUGAUUAUUGUCCUGGGGGAGAAUUAUUUAUGCUUCUUGACCAGCAACCAACUAAGGUUCUAAAGGAAGACGCCGUGAGAUUUUAUGCAGCUGAGGUAGUGAUUGCAUUGGAGUAUCUUCACUGCCAAGGGAUAAUAUAUCGAGAUUUGAAGCCUGAAAAUGUGUUAAUCCAGAGCAAUGGGCAUGUGUCCCUAACAGACUUUGAUUUGUCAUGUUUAACUUCUAGUAACCCACAGCUUAUAAUUCCAGCUUCCAAUUCAAAAAAGAAGAAGAAGAAGAAACAGAAAAGUCAGGAGGUUCCAAUGUUUAUGGCUGAACCAAUGAGAGCAUCAAAUUCUUUUGUUGGCACAGAAGAGUACAUAGCCCCGGAAAUUAUAACUGGUUCUGGUCACACUAGUGCUGUUGAUUGGUGGGCUCUAGGCAUUCUUAUAUAUGAAAUGCUCUAUGGAUAUACUCCAUUCCGAGGGAAAACAAGACAAAAAACGUUUGCAAAUAUUCUUCACAAGGAUCUUAAAUUUCCCAAAAGUAAACCGGUAAGUCUCCAGGGAAAGCAGCUAAUUUAUUGGUUAUUGCAGAGAGAUCCCAAAGACAGAUUGGGGUCACGUGAAGGAGCAAAUCAAAUUAAACGUCAUCCUUUCUUCAAAGGUGUAAAUUGGGCACUGGUUCGUUGCAUGAAACCUCCUGAACUUGAUGCUCCUCUCUUACCGAAAACUGAAGAAGAAAAAGAAGACAAAGAUAUGGAGGAUUUACAGACAAAUGUUUUCUGAAAGGAUUAGGAAGAUGAAGUUAUAUAUGAUAUGGCAUUCAAGAAAUGAUGAGUUCUUUGCGAUUUUGAACAAUUAAAGGAAUUCAAUCCCUCCUUUCAGUGGUGCAAAGUUUGAUCAUGAUCAUUGAGAUUUACCAAUGGAAGAUCUAAAAUUAAUGUAAUUUUAUUAGAUUUAAGCUGUUUGACCUUCCAUCAAGGGAGGGAUUAGGAACUGAAACCAUCAAGCAAAUUAUAUUAGUCUAGUCUAGUGUGGAAAUUUGUGUAUAUUUUAAGAAUAAUUUAAAACAUGCAUUGUAACAUAAUAAUAAAUAUGUAUUGUUGAAUUAUUAUUUGAAAAAAAAAGUAGUGUGACUCUUGUA